Molecule: messenger RNA, 1032 nt
Organism: Fibroporia radiculosa
Lineage: Eukaryota; Fungi; Basidiomycota; Agaricomycetes; Polyporales; Fibroporiaceae
Exons: 4
Coding region: 1-1032 (343 amino acids)
Biological process (GO): lipid biosynthetic process
Molecular function (GO): iron ion binding; oxidoreductase activity
Source: RefSeq, a predicted model, not a curated record
AUGGAUCUCGUGCUCAACAUCUGUGACGACCUCUUCCUCGACAGGGUCUGGGCAGCCCUUCUCCCUGUCUCCGCUUUUACUUCAUCUCCGAGCGCUGCAUUUAUCCAGUCGUCCCUGAACAACACGCAGUCCCCUAUCAUUCCUGAUGCCACAAAGUGGUCUCAAUUAAUCUCGUACAUCCCUCAUCCCGCUCUGCCAGUUGAGCUCCUAUCGCAACCCGCACUGGCGACCUCUCUCGUCUCUGCGUGGCCCCGCGAGUAUAUACCCAGACAGAUUCUGUCACUCUUCGCUAUCACGCUCAUCGGCAUUCACAUCCUCUAUUUCACGUUCGCCUGGCUAUCAUAUAGAUAUGUAUUCAAUCAUGAGAUGAUGAAGCACCCGCGCUUUCUCAAGAACCAGGUCAAGCUCGAGAUCCAGCUCAGCUUGAAGUCUUUCCGCUCUAUGACGCUACUCACCUUGCCCUGGUUCCAGGCCGAGGUCAUGGGUUACUCGAAGCUGUACACCAGCGUUGAGGAAUACGGGUGGAUGUAUCUCAUAUUUUCCGUUGCAUGGUUCCUUCUUUUCACCGACUUUGGAAUCUACUGGAUACACCGGUGGGAACAUCAUCCUCUGUGGUACAAGUGGUUGCAUAAGCCGCACCACAAGUGGGUUGUACCGACGCCGUUUGCCUCUCACGCAUUCCAUCCUCUUGAUGGGUAUUUCCAGUCCCUCCCGUAUCACAUCUUCGUAUUCCUUUUCCCACUUCACCAGAAAGUUUAUCUUGGCCUCUUCGUCUUUGUCAACUUCUGGACUAUUUUGAUCCACGAUUCGGACAUGAUCACUGGACAUCCGCUCGAGACAAUCAUUAACGGCCCAGCACAUCAUACGCUGCACCAUUUAUACUUCACUGUUAACUACGGUCAGUAUUUCACGUGGGCCGACCGGAUGGGCAGCUCGUAUCGACAGCCCCUCUCUGAGCUUGAUCCGAUUCAUGAUGUCCGCGCGGCCGAGGCAGCAAGGAAGGAAAAACAAGCACUGGGGAAGGAUCUAUGA